CACUAUUCGCCGCUUGUUCACAACGUAUGUAGAUUUUCUAAAAUUUUAUAUAUUUCAUAAAUUAAAGUUUAAAUAAAAUUUAAAAUGUCUGAAACUAGUUCCAAGGACAAUGUCAAAACUGCUAUGACAUAUAUUUGUGGGGAAUGCCAUCACGAAAACGAGAUGCGACCACGAGAUCCGAUUCGUUGCCGUGAAUGUGGUUACCGCAUCAUGUACAAGAAGCGCACCAAGCGUCUCGUUGUCUUUGAUGCCCGAUGAAGUCCUUUUAUGAUAUCCUUCUGAACUACACUUUUAAGGCAUUAGUUUGUAGUCAAUUUCUUCAAUAAAAAUAUAAUGUUUUAAAAUGUAAA
Molecule: messenger RNA, 350 nt
Organism: Drosophila ananassae
Lineage: Eukaryota; Metazoa; Arthropoda; Insecta; Diptera; Drosophilidae
Gene: Rpb12
Product: DNA-directed RNA polymerases I, II, and III subunit RPABC4
Exons: 3
Coding region: 85-258 (57 amino acids)
Biological process (GO): DNA-templated transcription
Cellular component (GO): RNA polymerase I complex; RNA polymerase II, core complex; RNA polymerase III complex
Molecular function (GO): DNA binding; DNA-directed RNA polymerase activity; zinc ion binding
Source: RefSeq, a predicted model, not a curated record